Monopterus albus (swamp eel) is the source of this 1951-nucleotide messenger RNA. RefSeq names its product Kruppel like factor 2b (gene klf2b). The transcript is spliced from 3 exons. NCBI's taxonomy places the organism in Eukaryota, Metazoa, Chordata, Actinopteri, Synbranchiformes, Synbranchidae. Bases 265 to 1425 code for a protein of 386 amino acids. Gene Ontology annotation, molecular function: DNA-binding transcription factor activity, RNA polymerase II-specific; RNA polymerase II cis-regulatory region sequence-specific DNA binding. Gene Ontology annotation, biological process: regulation of transcription by RNA polymerase II. The record is from RefSeq and is a predicted model, not a curated record.
UUGAACAUUCUGCCUGCAGGAGCUGCUUUUUAAAGUGCUAAAUUUACCAAGCUCUACGUUGUUUCCUGAGCUCUCACAAUUGGCCAGGCGCACUCGGGUUAGUGAGUUAUAAGGUUAGAGCACCUCCUUCCACGUUUAAACUUGUUCAUGUCUUUGGAGCACAGCUGCGGAGAGGCGACAGUGAAAUUAGCGCACACACUCUGGCGCGACUGCCGCUUAACACAACGCAACUUUGACAAGAGAUAGCUCUUAUUUCAGCAAACCAUGGCCUUAUCCGGAGUGAUGCUACCGUCAUUUUCGACAUUCUCGAUCCAAAGAGAAAAAACCUGGGACAACAGAUGGAAAGGAGAGAUGGACAAACCAGUCCCCACCAGUUGCUCCAUGCUUGAAAUGGUACAUAACCUGGACAAUCACAGCAAAAAGGACGACGAGGAUCUGAGUAAUUAUUUGGAUCUGGAUUUUAUUCUCGCCAACACAACUGGCUCAGACAGCGCCGCGGAAUAUGUGGGCACAGUUGAUCCCAGCAUGUACACAACGGGAAACUCAAUGCCCUCCUACCCAGCAGACGACCACCGCUCCCCGCCGCCCCCGUACGGCGCCAGCCUCAUGACUGAGCUGCUCCGCUCCGAAGGAACCAACAGCUAUGGCAUUACGCGCAACCCCAGCAUUCAGGGGAGAUUUUAUGUCAACACUGCGCCUUUCCCCCGCUCGGACAACAUCAAAGUGGAGCCACCCAUGGACAGUUACGGCCCCGUUUUGGGCAUGGUGCCUCAGAGCUGCAGCAAAAUCAAGCAAGAAGGGAACGUUUCGUGCAUGAUGUCCUUCGAGCAACCCCGGGUGGCCAUCUCUCCCCGAGCAGCCAGCAACAUGACACCGCCUCUCAGCCCCGAUGACCAGGGUGCUUCGGACUGCCAGGCACAGCUGUGCCAGCCUAUGAGCUUCCCACAGAAGUAUCAUGCACCGGCGGCUUUCUCGCACCACCCUCAGGUUCCACAGAUGCAGAUGCCCUAUCACGCUCCGCACGCUCCCUUUGGCAUGUACGAUGAAGGUCUCAGCUUGCAGCCAGGUGCUCAGAGGGUGAUGCUCACACCGCCUUCAUCUCCCCUCGAGUUGCUUGAGUCCAAACCCAAGAGAGGGCGACGCACAUGGCCACGAAAGCGCACAGCGACGCACACAUGCACCUUCGCUGGCUGCGGAAAAACAUACACCAAGAGUUCACAUCUGAAGGCACAUCUCCGAACUCACACCGGCGAGAAGCCAUACCACUGCAGCUGGGAAGGCUGUGGGUGGAAAUUCGCCCGCUCCGAUGAGCUGACCCGUCAUUUCCGCAAACACACCGGACACAGGCCCUUCCAGUGCCACCUGUGUGAGCGCGCCUUCUCCAGGUCUGACCACCUGGCACUUCACAUGAAGAGACACAUGUGAAGCCCUCAUAAGGACUUGGGGAUCAGGGGGGGUUGUGCUGUUUUUAUUGUGACGUAUUUUUAUUUAAAAUGUUCAACACAUGACCAAAGUCUUUUUAUAUAAUAUUGGAUUUAAAAAGUUUGUGUUAUUAUCCUUAAUAACGUAGCUGGUACUACUUUCUUUCAGUAGAGGCUUUAGAAAAGCUGCGUUUCCUUUUAAGUAACAGACCAAGAAAGGGCUGGCCCUGUAUAUACUAGUCUUCUACAGAACUGGAGUGUUUGACACAAGUGCCUUGCUAUGGCCGUGCUACUGUAAAACUUUUAGUGACACAAUAUGGCCAGAAACUAGUUCAUGUUCAUGCUGACAGGAGUCAAGUGUGCAUAAAAAUCCAAAAUGUGCCCAAAGACAAUGUUUCUUUUAAACUGCCUUGAAGUCUGAAUGGCCCAAGCUGUUCCUUAUAACUGCCUCUUCUCGUGUGAACCUCUCUGAUUCAGUCCACUCGUCACUAUCAGGGCUUGAUGCCUUGUGCAUUAUUUUUUACUUAAAU